Molecule: messenger RNA, 3368 nt
Organism: Bufo bufo (common toad)
Lineage: Eukaryota; Metazoa; Chordata; Amphibia; Anura; Bufonidae
Product: USP6 N-terminal-like protein
Exons: 14
Coding region: 121-2610 (829 amino acids)
Source: RefSeq, a predicted model, not a curated record
CUGACAGCGGGGGCGGGGCUCGGUGUCGGGCGCUUUUCACUGUCAGCUGGAGCUGAGCCUGGAGCUGCUGUCCUGACUGACCAUCUAUGUGACCGGGAUUGACGGCUCAGAGGCUCUGACAUGAAGAAAGACAUUGAAGCUUUAAUAGCACAGGAAAGAGCCGACAUAAUCAGCAAAUAUGAGCGGGGAAAGCAGCCGGGUGCUGAAAUUGACCCAUGGGAAGAUGCUGAUUUUGCACUGUACAAAGUUACUGACAGAUUUGGAUUCUUACAUGAGCAAGAAUUGCCUUCACGAACUGCUGUUGAGGAGAAGCAAAAACUGCAGGAAAUUGAGCGCGUGGACAAGUGGCUGAAGAUGUUAAAGAAGUGGACAAAAUACAGGAACAGUGAGAAGAUGUUCCGCAGAGUUUAUAAAGGAAUUCCUUUGCAAGUCAGGGGCCAGGUAUGGUCACUGCUUUUGGAUGUUGAAGUGACAAAGUCUGUGAAUGAGGGUAAAUAUGAGAAAAUGAAAGAGCUGGCCAAGAUGUAUUCAAUGGAAAUCAAACAGAUUGACUUGGAUGUGAACCGAACAUUUCGAAAUCAUAUUAUGUUUAGGGAGCGAUAUGGAGUCAAGCAGAGGGCCUUGUUUGAUGUAUUAUCAGCAUAUUCUGUCUACAAUACGGAAGUCAGUUAUUGUCAGGGGAUGAGUCAAAUUGCUGCUGUGCUGCUUAUGUAUCUGAACGAAGAAGAUGCUUUCUGGGCUCUAGCGCAACUGUUGACCAACCAAAGGCAUGCAAUGCAUGGGUUUUUCAUCCCUGGCUUCCCCAAACUUAAAAGAUUUCAAAGUCAUCAUGAACAAAUUCUCAGCAAGCUUUUCCCCAAGCUAAAAAAGCAUAUGGACAAAGAAGACAUGUCCACUGGAAUUUAUACAACAAAGUGGUUUCUGCAAUGCUUCUUAGAUCGGACACCUUUUACACUGACCCUGAGACUGUGGGACAUCUAUAUUUUGGAGGGCGAGCGAGUGCUUCCUGCCAUGGCAUACACUAUACUGAAACUGCACAAAAAGCGACUUCUCAAGAUGUCCAUGGAGGACCUUCGGGAGUUCCUGCAAGAAAAAAUAGCGCAGUCUUUGAGCUAUGAUGAUGAUAUUGUGGUUGAACAGCUGCAGACAUCUAUGGCUGAAUUGAGAAAGAUGAAACUAGAGCUGCCACCACCAGGAAAGGCUGAAGAGUUCCCCAAAAUGACCUUGGGUCUGGAUAUACCUGUUCACCUGCUUCCUGUUAAAGCAGCAGUAGAGUCAUUUGUACUGGAUAGAACAGAUGUUGGCAAUACAGCACAAAGCUCUAAGCCUCCUGGAGAUGUUAAUGUGAAUAAUUCAAAAGCAGAUAAUACAAACAUGAACAUCAUAUCGGCUCCACACCAGAAUGGUAGUUCAAGACCCAUGACUGAAGACACUAAAACUGUCGAGUCACAGCCAAUAAAACCAGAUUGCCUCAAGAUGGUGGAGCAGCACAAAGAAGAAUCUGAUGCAGAAAAUGGAAAUGAUCCUAAAUCUAAAGUCGGUGCCAUUGGUGAAAGUCAUCCAGACUGUGUACUAGAGCAUAAGGAAUGCAAAAAAGUUUUUUCUAAACUAAGUAUUGUAGAUGAACAGCAAGUGCAAAGUUCACUUGUAUCUACUACGAAAUCUGAAAGCUUUAAUGCACCAGAUGCAAAUAGCCACAUUAUGGAUUGUACUCAUGAUUGUAAGGAAAAAAACAUUCAUCCUGCUUUUAGAAAUACUACAUUUAAGUGUCAAUUUAAGCAAUAUUUGCUAAAUGAAGAAAAAGGAGAUAUUACCCUGGCCUCAGAUUCUGAAGCAAGUCUGUUCCAACCAUGUUCUCUGGAAGUAACACCUUUACAAACCGAUGACAUUACUUCUUAUGAAACUUUGACCGUUACACAAGAAACCGAACGCAGUUGUGCUCCAACAAGACAACCAGUCUCGCUUCUGCCCCCAGAAAUAGACAUUAGAAGAUGUUCUUCACAGUAUGAUCAAGAAAAAUUGACACCUUGCCCUAGAGACUCAUCCUUGGGUGAAUUGGAAACAGAAAUAUGGCAGUCAAACAUAUGCAAUGCCCUUGACUUGUCCACAGAGCAGCCUAAUGACUUGGACAAGCAAUUCAUACCUACCAUGGCAUGCCACCAAGGAGCCUUAGGCAGUGUUCCUACAAUGCUUACACAAUCUGAUCUGCAAGAAAAAAGGAGUUCUCUUACAAAAUUAUCCCCAUCAUUAACACACGCAUUUACCGCCUAUCAAGUCAUUAAAACAGUUACUGAAAUUCAGGUGUCUCAUGUCAGCCAUCAAGACCUCCAGGAUGUCAAGCAAGUAGCACAUCCCUUGUUUCAUAGCCUCAAACUCAUGCUUACACGCAGUAACCAUACUCAGGAAGAACAAAAUGAUGGGGGUCAUAUACCUGUAACUCAAGGUAUAAAUGGCCCCAUGAGUACAUGUACAAAUUUUCCAACUUUGCAGCAAAAAUCAAGUCCAAAGCAAUCGGGAAAAUAUCCUCUUAUUCAUAAAACGCUUUCCAAUGACCGUUUGUACCCAACCAGUCAAAUUGUGUCUCAGAUGUCUAAAUCUGUUACCUUCUAAACAAGAGAGAUGCAUGCUCCCCUUUGUAUUUGCAGCAUUGUGGUUUGUGGUGUAUUAGCCAUUUUUAUGCAGGACAUAAAAAUAGGCCCAGUCGAUAGCACAGACUUAUAAAGAAAAAUAUUCACUGCACUGGUUCCAUUUUAACAAUUUUUUACAUUUUUUUUAUAUAAACACAAAGUGCUUAUUAUUCCUGUUGAAUAUUUUAUUUUCAUUUACCCCUUAAAGUCUUGCACACGAUCAUAUAUUGUUGUCUCUAAGAAAUGUGUAAAGUUAUUUAAAUGAAUCCACUCCAAGACUCUUCAUAUAUUGGUUGUGACCUGUAGGAAAAGUCCAGAUCAGAGGUGUAGACUAAUACACCUGUAAGACGUAAACAUCCAAAUAUAUGUAAGCAUGUUGUCCAUAUGCCAGUAUCAACUGUUCAGGUAGUUAGUAUCUGCUGCAAAAAUGUUUUUAAAGAAAUAUGUUCGUAAAUACAACAUAUGAACUGUCUGGCAUUGUGGCGCAUAUACAAAUUUUUAUACUAAUUUUUGUGUUUUUGGUGAUUAAAUGGGGCUUUAUUUUUGUCAUUUGUAUUCUAGCAUUUUUUUGUUUUUAUUUUUAACAGCCCCAAGUGCAACUAAAAUACUUUUUAAAAAGCUGUCCCCUUUCCGUAAUGGUUGUUUUGAUAAAGGGGGAUAUAUAGUUUACAUACAAUGGGAACAGAGGUGUGGUGUGUUUUUUUUUUUUAUUCAUUUUUGUUUAAACUUUUUAACCCUCAA